This is a messenger RNA of Sphenostylis stenocarpa, 1650 nucleotides long. The record is from the annotation of a GenBank genome assembly. NCBI's taxonomy places the organism in Eukaryota, Viridiplantae, Streptophyta, Magnoliopsida, Fabales, Fabaceae.
AUGGGUACUGACUUAAGUUACGCGAUUUCGAAGAUGCAAAUGCUAUCUACUUCAGAUUAUGCCUCCGUUGUGUCCAUGAACAUUUUUGUGGCUCUGCUUUGUACUUGCAUUGUCAUUGGCCAUCUUCUCGAGGAGAAUCGUUGGGUGAAUGAAUCUAUCACUGCCCUUCUGAUAGGUAUUAGCACUGGGGUAGUCAUUUUGUUGGAAAGUCGCGGUAAAAGCUCGCAUCUUCUAGUUUUCAGUGAAGAUCUUUUCUUUAUAUACCUUCUGCCACCUAUCAUAUUUAACGCCGGGUUUCAGGUGAAAAAGAAACAGUUUUUUGUUAACUUCAUGACCAUCAUCCUGUUUGGAGCUGUUGGUACAUUAAUAAACUGUAGCAUCAUAACUUUCGGUGUCAUACAAAUUUUUAAGAGAAUGGGUUUUGGUAAUUCACUGGAGAUAGGAGACUAUCUAGCAAUUGGGGCAAUAUUUGCUGCAACAGAUUCUGUGUGCACAUUGCAGGUGCUAAACCAGGAUGAGACACCUUUACUGUACAGUCUUGUAUUUGGCGAGGGUGUUGUGAAUGAUGCUACAUCUGUUGUGCUUUUCAAUGCAAUCAAAAGUUUUGACCUCGACAAAAUAGACCACAGAAUUGGUUUACAUUUUUUUGGCAAUUUCUUCUACCUGUUUACCGCAAGCACCGUGCUUGGGGUCUUGGCCGGUCUACUUAGCGCUUACAUUAUUAAAACGCUAUAUAUUGGCAGGCACUCUACAGAUCGCGAGGUUGCUCUUAUGAUGUUAAUGGCAUACCUUUCCUACAUUCUGGCAGAAUUAUGGUAUCUGAGUGGCAUUCUCACUGUAUUUUUCUGUGGGAUUGUCAUGUCACAUUAUACUUGGCAUAAUGUGACUGAGAGCUCGAGAAUCACUACCAAACAUGCUUUUGCAACUCUUUCAUUUGUCCUUGAAACCUUUAUCUUCCUUUAUGUUGGUAUGGAUGCGUUGGACAUUGAAAAGUGGAGGUUUGUGAGCGAUAGGCCAAAAACAUCUGUUGCUGUUAGUUCAGUAUUAUUGGGUCUAGUACUUGCUGGAAGAGCAGCAUUUGUUUUCCCCCUGUCCUUCUUAGCGAACCUCACCAAAAAGUCUCAAAGUGAAAAAAUAAGUUUCAGGGAGCAGGUGAUCAUUUGGUGGGCUGGUCUUAUGAGAGGUGCUGUUUCAAUGGCACUUGCCUAUAAUCAGUUCACCUUGUCGGGUCACACUGAACUGCGAACUAAUGCCAUCAUGAUCACCAGCACCAUCACUGUUGUGCUUGUCAGCACAAUGGUGUUUGGUUUGAUGACUAAGCCACUCAUAAGGUUUUUGUUGCCUGUUAAUCCCCCUCCUAAACGCAAAAAUAGCAUGGCAAAUAUGGAAUCAUCCAGUAAUUCCCCCAAAUCAAUCACUGUGCCCUUUCUUGGAGGCUCUCAUGAUUCUGAAAGCGAACUUUAUGGCACUGAAGAUCAUCGUCCAAGCAUUAUUCGUGCCUUACUAAGUACUCCAACACAUAAUGUCCAUCGCUUAUGGCGUACGUUUGAUAAUUCAGUUAUGCGUCCAGUUUUUGGUGGUAGGGGAUUUGUUCCAGUGGCUCCUACCUCGCCAACUGAGGGCAACGGUAGCAUUCAACAGUGGCAUUAA